Molecule: messenger RNA, 4942 nt
Organism: Paramuricea clavata
Lineage: Eukaryota; Metazoa; Cnidaria; Anthozoa; Malacalcyonacea; Plexauridae
Source: the annotation of a GenBank genome assembly
UUUAUUCUCCUCGCUCCUGACGGAGUGCAAAACAGACCUUCCGCUGUAAAGAAGUUAUUAAGUAAGUACUUAUCAUAUGACUGUCUUAUCAUAAGUUGCUCUUUGUUAGUAUAGAUUUUCUUAUAUAACACCUCAUUACAUUUUGGUCAUUUAAUUAGUGCAUAUGAUCACAUCAUAAUAUUAUAAUAUUUUAAUAAAAUAUUAUAAUAUUAUAUUUUAAUAUUAUUAAAAUAUAUAUAUGUUAUUUACCGGAUUGGAGGUCCGUAUAGAGAAAUAUUUCUCGAGGUCUUAAAAACGGCCGAAGGCCGAGGGACGUUUUUAAGACCGAGAGAAAUAUUUCUCUAUACGGACCGACCAUACCGGUAAAUAAUAUUUUUAUUUUUUUUUAAUUCCUCCUCUGGAUUUCCCCAAUCACUCCUCCCGCACGCGAAUGAAGCUGCCAAAUAAAACGUCGUUUCUAUCAAUGCUAUCGGGAAGAGAAAUAUCUUUUGUGAGAUAGUAAAAUUCGUUUUCACUGUGUUUUUCAUCGUCUGCAAACAUUUUAAUGUUUUAAAAAGUAGCCUUUAAACUCGUCUUUAAAUUUUGAAAAAUGAAAACAUUGGCUCUACGGCUUUAAAUCUCGCGCGGUCCGUAUGGGCUCAUACGGACCGCUCACGUAGCCAAUCAGAUUGCAGAAAAGCGUAAAAUAUGACUUCGGACCGCAAGAAAAAAAAUAAUAUAUAAUAUUAUAAUACUUUUACCACAAUUAAAGAAAAUUUGUCAAUCAAAGUUUGAUUUGAGCAAUUUAGACCAAGAAUUAAGCUGUCCAAUAUUAUAAUAUUAUUAAAAUAUUUGCCGGUUUACACGAGACACAUGAAACCAGAUUCAGGGGCGCCGGAAGCAACAUGAAGCGGCGGGGGCAGCCAUUUAAAAAGGGGGCACUUACUCUUGAGCCUUAAUUUUUUUUUUUGGGGGGGAAGGGGGCAAUGUUCGUUAACAUUUUGCUGUAUAACGGAUACUUCAUUACUUGUAGCUAAUACAGUUAGACAAAUUUCGGCAUGGAUUGGAACAUUUUUAUUCGUUGCAUGACACUAAAGACUAAAAUGUAUUGUAAAGCAACUUGACAGUUGUCAGUUAUUUAGGAAGGCUUUCUUUUUCCCUUUUUUCAUAGGUGGAAACUGAUUGGUAACGUUUCUGAGAGGAAUUCAGAUUCAAAUAUGAGCUAAAUUGUUUAAAAACAAUUUUCAAUUUCAAUUCAUGUGAAAAACGCACGACGUUCGAAGUGCAGUUCUGGUAAAAAAGGCAACCUGCUGCCCCCGUGCUGCCCCCGUGCUGCCCCCGCACUGUUUAGGCAACGGGGGCAGCUGCCCCGUGGCUCCGGCGCCCCUGACCAGAUUAAUUUGUAAGGUUCCGCAUUUCGACAUUUGUACCAUACCACCUACAUCAUCACUUGUAGCUUUAUACCAACUUGAACUGGUUGUAGUUUGUUUAAUAAUUCAAAAUUGAUUGUAUAUAAUUGUAUGUAUUUUUAGUAGAAUUUAUACGGAUUUACUAAAUUGUUCAAUAGGAAUUUCAACUAGAUUUUAGCUAUCAUUAAAUUAUGGAUUUCGGUUCAACUGCAUUUUUUCAGUCAGUCGGAAAUUGAUGUCAUGACCUUUCAUUAUCAUAUUCAUAUUUCCAAGUAUUAUGAAUAAUCAAGGUUUGUUAUUGCAAAAUCAAACCAAAGCGAAGGCGGAAGUGUUUGAAAACGUCGUCUGUCUCUUGCUCUCGAUUUAUUUGCUUUACAAUGUGAGAUAAAUGUGACAAAGAAAGAUCAUUGGUAUCGAAUCUUUAACUAGAAAGUGACGCAAUGUUUCUAUGAGCUAUGAAGCAUGGCUUGCUGCCCGACCGAAGAGAAAUAUGGCUACGAAGACUGUCGAUUUGAGAAAGAUGUCGACGAAAAUUUCCAUUGCUCUAUCUGCUACAAUGUUCUUAAAGAACCAAGGACGUGUAGGAAUAAUGAUCACAUCUUUUGUCUUGCCUGCAUCACUCAACAUCUAAAGGUGAACUCUCAAACUUGUCCUGAAUGUAAUGAGCAUUUGAGCGUCGAUACGCUUCGUCGGCCGCGUGUGUUGAAUAACAUUUUGUCUAAACUAAAGAUAAAUUGUGAUCAUGCCAGUCGGGGAUGUCCUCAGUUUACCUGUCUUGAAGAUCUCAAAACUCACGUGGUGAAUUGUGGCUAUGCACCUGUGUUGUGUUCAUAUGCGGAGUGUGGUAUGGAGAUUAACAAGCAAGAUAAGGUCCAUCAUGAGACUGAAGUUUGUGAUUAUAGAAAAGUGAAAUGUCAUGACUGUGGACAGAUACAGGAAGAUGUCGGAACAUUGAAAGGAAGUUUAAUGGAACUGGAUGGGAAAGUGGAACAAGGAAUAAAGAAAUUGGACGAAAAAGUGGAAGCAGUGAAGGAAAUGAAUAAGGAAAUAAACAAAAAAGUGGAAGCAGUGAAGGAAAUGAACGAAAACGUGGAAGCAUCAAGUAGAGAAAUGAAGAAGGAAAUCGGGGAAGUUAAGAAAGAAGUCAGAGAUAUGAAGGACAAUCUUUCCAAGUGAACAAAGACGUGGAUGAAGUCAAAGUCAUGAUGAUUCAAAUGUUAGAGAAGUUAAAUAUGCUUGAACUGCUGAACAAACUGCCAUCUCCGACUGAGGGAAUGUUGAACACACCAAGAGAGGAUAUUUUGAUUGCAGGUGGAUAUGGAGGGCGUUCAACAUCUGGAAAAAGUACGGAAAUUUAUUCCUGGGAGAAAAAUGGUUGGUUUGAGGUGUCGCCAAUGAAUGACGACCAUAAAGGAGCUUCAUCGUUUGUCUAUAAAGAUCAGUUUUUUGUUGUCGAGGGAGAAAAUAGUAAGGCAAUAGAGACCUUGAAUCUUGAUGAAUUACCUUUGAAAUGGACGAAAUUUCUUGGACAACUCCCUUACAAUUGUGAUGCUCCUCAAUUUGUUGUUUACCAGCAGAGUAUCAUUCACAUUGGUGGAUUUCAAUAUCAAAAAGGAUGGUCCAAUGUAAUAAGUGAAUUGCAACUUACUUCACCAUGCAUUAUGAAGGAGUUGUGUCAAAUGCCUGAACCACGAGCAUAUCAUGGCGCUGAGGUAUUUGAAGAUAAAGUGCUGAUUUUAGGAGGACAUAACUCUGAUGAGACUACAGACAGUGUAUUGGAGUUUGAUCCGAAAAGGAAUGAAUGUAAAGAGAUGCCAAAAUUACCGUCUGCCUUGAGGAGAAUGGCGACAGUUUGCUGGAGGGAUGAAGUAAUUGUACUUGGAGGUCGUGAUAAGGAUGACCAAACUCGGAAUGAUGUUUUCAUGUACAACUCCAAGAUAGGCAAGACCACAACCUUACCAUCCAUGUUGGAGAAAAGAUGUGGAUGUUGUGCACUUAUUACUGGAAAUACCAUUGUAGUGAUUGGAGGUCUGAAUGAGAAACGUAAACGUCUCAGUUCAGUGGAGUGUUUUACAAUGGGAGGUUCUACAUGGGAGUAUCUUCCUGCCAUGAACAAUACCAGGUCCAGAGCAGUUGCUGAAGUUUUACCUUCCACACGAAAAUAUGUGUAAAUUGGACAUUGAGACAAUCAUAAUACGUUAAUUCAUAAUUAGGUUACGUUUUCGGGCACGAUUACAUGGUUCAGCUUUGUUAGGUUGAGAUAUGGGAUGAUUUUGAUGUAUUGAAAUAUUCCACGGUUUAUGACUCAGAGAAAUUACAUCAAUUUCCGAGAUAGUUUUUCAUGUAAUUGACGCUGAACAACUAGCAAUUUGCAGUCAUAAUAAUUUCGCUAAACUACAGGUUUGAUCAAUUGCGUUCCAGCUCCUAAUAUUGUCGUUUGACUUCAACUUUAUACAGCUGAUUCAAUUAAGGUUGUCUUUCCAAAACCUUAAACUCUGAGCGCGCAAGGGAUGAUGGGUUUUCACUUAUUAAACCCUUAAACUCAGAAAAUUGUCUUUGCGGCAAGUAUGUUUUCUGUCGUGAGUCUUCUAUAUGUCUUAGAUAUUCUUGCAAAGCCAAAUUUCAUAGUAUACGAGUCUAAAUAAGCAAUAACCCAUCAUCCCUUGCGCGCUCAGAGUUUAAGGUUUACGUUUUUGGAAGGACAACCUUAAUUGAAUUGACAACCUUAAUCCUAUUGUUGAACAAUCAGUUUGUUUUGGAUGAAAGUCAAAUGUAGUCUGUACGAGAAAUGUUUGGGGUUUUUUUUCAUAAUAUUAAUAUAAUAUAAUAUUUUUAUAAUAUUACGUACUAUUUAAAACACGAGCAGGAGUGCUUUAUUAGGUGUCGUUACCAAGCCCCUGCGCGCUCCAUUGUUUGCUAAAAAGCGCGCGAAAUUCCAUAUUUUUAAAAGCGUAAUCAAAAUGAUUUUCCUUUCAAUAAAACAAUUAUUGAAUUCGGUUUUGGUGUGAAAUAUCGAGAAUUAUCAAGGCCUCGGUUUGUGUUAUCCACCUCAGUCUUCGCUUUCAGUGGAUAACACAAACCCCGGCCUUGAUAAUUCUUGAUAUCAUACUCAACCUCAUUGAAUAAAAAUAUGAAAAAUCAUAUCAGCAUUAUGACGUGACUCCGUUAAAUAUUAUCUCAGAGCUCCUUAUUUAGUGAAACUAUUGAGUUGAUAUGGCGAUUUCACAGUUGGCUGUUACAAUCAGAAACAAUGAAUCUUUUAAAUACCUCCUUUUACCCCCAAACACCUCCCAAAUUUAUUUUCCUUUAUUUCAGCUAUUAUCAAAGUUGUUUAUCCGCGAAAACCAUCCAUUGUGUCAAAAUACGCUCUGCCAGUGAUGUGGAAACUUCUCGAGUCUUCGAGCAGUGCAUCGACUGGCAGUGGAAAUAUGAAGGAAGCCGUUCACGGUUUGGCUAACCUACUUUAUUCUUUAAUGGGACAAUCUCUGUUUGAGCAGGCUCAAGCAAAGUCGCACAGAUUACGACAAAAGCUCAAAGAGCUAUUGGAUCAAUGA